CAAAAAAAAAAAAAAACAAUCAAUCGUCAUUUCUCGUAUGAUGAAGAUUUUUUAUCUUUCAUAAUUUUCUUCUUGUUUUAGAAGCUGUCCUUUUUCCAAACCAUCUUCCAUAGGGCAGCCUUGGGGUUCAUCCGAGGCAGCUUGUUACUCUAAAAUUCUCCUCCAAAAAUGCAGGUCUAUCGACGUUUUUUCAUUUUGUUGUUCUCUUCUAUUCUGUUUUCAUUCUCUGUUGCACUCUCUGACCAUGAAGCAUCACUUCUUGCACGACGACAACUCUCAACACUUCCUGAAAAUGGUAAAUUACCCGAUAACUAUGAAUUUGAGGUCCAUGUAAAUUACACAUUUCCGAAUUCCAGGCUUAGACGUGCCUACAUUGCAUUAAAGGCAUGGAAAGAAGCUGUAUAUUCUGACCCUUAUAAAUUCACCAACAAUUGGAAAGGUCCAGAUGUUUGUAAGUACAAGGGCGUGUUCUGUUCGCCAGCUUUAGAUGACCCUAAUGUCACUGUUGUUGCUGGCAUUGAUCUAAAUCAUGCAGAUAUAGCAGGCUAUCUACCUGUAGAAUUAGGAUUAUUGACAGAUGCAGCUUUGUUCCAUCUCAAUUCCAAUAGAUUUUGUGGAAUUAUUCCAGAGAGUUUCUCUAGGCUUAGAUUGAUGCAUGAGUUAGAUCUUAGUAAUAAUCGUCUUGUUGGCCCUUUUCCUAAGGUUGUUCUAAACUUGCCUAACCUUAAAUACUUGGAUUUAAGGUUUAACAACUUUGAGGGAGAGUUGCCACCACAAUUGUUUGACAAAGAUCUUGAUGCUUUAUUCUUGAAUGACAAUCGAUUCGUCUCCACCACACCUGAGACUAUUGGAAAUUCAUCAGCUUCUGUUAUUGUGUUUGCUAAUAACAAAUUCCAUGGUUGUAUUCCAAACAGCAUCGGAAAGAUGUCAAAGUUGGACGAGAUUGUAUUCAUGAACAAUGAUUUAGGUGGAUGUUUGCCUGUUGAAGUCGGGUUGUUAAAGAAUGUAACAGUGUUUGAUGUUGCUGGGAAUUCAUUUUCUGGGAUUUUGCCAAAGACUCUUAAUGAUCUUUCACAUGUUGAACAAUUGGAUCUUUCACACAAUACCUUAACUGGAUUCGUGCAGGAGAAUCUAUGUCGUCUUCCAAAUUUGAAGAAUUUCACGUUUUCAUUCAAUUACUUCAAUGGCGAGGCUAAAGGUUGUGAACCACAUAUGAGGAAAGAUGUGAUUUUUGAUGAUACUAAUAAUUGUUUGCCUGAUAGACCAAAACAAAAGUCUCAAAAACAGUGUCAACCUACUGUGAACAAGCCAAUUGAUUGUAGAAAGGCUAAAUGUGGAGCAUCAUCAUCAAAAUCUCCUCCUCAUAAGGAGAAGGAAAAGGAAAAGAAGCCAUUGCCACCAAAACCAAAGCCUAAUCAUCCUACCCCUAAACCAUCUCCAAAGCCUCAAGUUUACACUCCACCACCAACCCAAAAGAAGGCUUCUCCUCCUCCACGUUUGAAAUCGACUCCACCGCCACCUGUUCCUCCUCCUCCUCAUGUUUCCUCUCCACCACCACCCGUCCACUCUCCACCACCCGUCCACUCUCCACCACCCGUCCACUCUCAACCACCUCCUCCAAGGUUGUCUCCGCCUCCACCUUUUGAAAAUGUUGUCCUUUCACCAAACAUUGGUUCAAUUUAUGCAUCACCACCUCCGCCUAUCUUCCCUGGAUAUUAAAGUCUGUUUCUUUUCACCUCUCUAAUUAAUUAGUAGCGUGAAUAGUACACGUAGAACUGCAUCAUCUAUAUAUCUCUUGUUGUUAAGAGUAUAUCUUGUAUACGAUGAUGUUUUGUCUUUUUUCCUUUUAACUGAUAGGUAUCAUGUUGGAAGGAUUGUAUAUGGAAUUGUUGUAAGAGUUAGUUUCGUAUCUUGA
Molecule: messenger RNA, 1915 nt
Organism: Nicotiana tabacum (common tobacco)
Lineage: Eukaryota; Viridiplantae; Streptophyta; Magnoliopsida; Solanales; Solanaceae
Product: pollen-specific leucine-rich repeat extensin-like protein 1
Molecular function (GO): protein binding
Source: RefSeq, a predicted model, not a curated record